GAGAGAGAGAGAGUGAGUGAGUGAGUGAGUGAAUUCCAGAUUUUCUGUCUUUCCCAAACCCGCUCCUGUCCUCUUGCAUAUCACUCACAGACUGGGAUCUGACAGCAGCGACAAACCUACAGUGAGUGAUCUCUCCCCAGCCCGAAUCCGCCAUCAAGAUCAGGGACAAGGAGGAGGAGGAAGAAGAGGAAGAGGAGGAGGAAGAGGUGGAGGAGAAGGAGGAGGAGGAGAAGGAGGAGGUGGAGGAAGAGGAGGAAGAGGAGGAGGAGGGAAAGAGAAGGAAGAAGAAAAAGAAGAGACCCACUGUCUUCCCGGGAUUGUUUUCCCCCCUUAUCUUUACGCGCUAGUGUGCGCGUGGCGCGUGUGCGCCCCUCGUCCCUGCCAUCUGAACCCCGUCUUGGAUGUUUAAUAAAGAAAUCAAGUGUCUCACCAGUCACCAAAAAAAACAGCAAAAAGCAAAACCAAAAAGAGAAAAAAAAAAUCCAAAAGCAAAAACAAAAAGAGAGAGAGGGGGAAAAAACCAAACAAACAAACAAGGCAGAACCAACCUCCACUUGCAAGCAGCAGGCGCAAACCGCUUAUCUGCCACCCAGAGAGGGGGUCUCCGGCCCCGCGCUGGAGCGCUGGCAGGGGGAUCGUCAGGGGGACAGAGGCCGAGUGACGUCCUAGGAGCCACAGAAAGACGAGCGAGACUGCGGCCCCCGCGCGCGGCUCGGGGCUGGGGCGCCAGAAGUGAGACUGGAGCUAAGUAGAGCGAUGCCAAGGAGGAAACAGCAGGCACCCAAGCGGGCUGCAGGCUAUGCCCAGGAGGAAGUUCUGAGGGAAGAGGAGGAAAUAAAGGAGGAAGAGGAGGAGGAGGAAGACAGUGGUUUGGUGGCUCAGCAUCAGGGCAGUAAUGACACGGGGACAGAUGAGGAACUAGAAACAGUCCCGGAGCAGAAAGGCUACUUCAGCUGCCAGAACUCGCCAGGGAGCCACCUGUCCAACCAGGACGCGGAAAAUGAAUCUCUUCUGAGUGAUGCCAGCGACCAGGUGUCAGACAUCAAGAGCAUCUGUGGCCGAGAUGUCUCGGACAAGAAAGCAAACGCUCACCCCAAGCUUCCGAGCGAACCCCAUAACUGCAUGGAUAAAAUGACAGCCGUCUAUGCCAAUAUCCUGUCAGAUUCCUACUGGUCAGGCCUGGGCCUCGGCUUCAAAUUAUCCAACAGCGAGAGACGGAAUUGUGACACCCGCAAUGGCAGCAGCAAGAAUGAUUUUGAUUGGCACCAAGAUGCCCUGUCCAAAAGCCUCCAGCAGAACUUGCCUUCCCGGUCUGUCUCUAAGCCCAGCCUAUUCAGCUCCGUGCAGCUGUACCGGCAGAGCAGUAAGAUGUGCGGCUCCGUGUUCACCGGGGCCAGCAGGUUCCGCUGCAGACAGUGCAGCGCGGCCUAUGACACUCUGGUGGAGCUGACCGUGCACAUGAAUGAGACAGGCCACUAUCAAGAUGACAACCGCAAAAAAGAUAAGCUCCGACCCACGAGCUACUCAAAGCCCCGGAAAAGGGCCUUCCAGGACAUGGACAAAGAGGACGCACAGAAGGUUCUGAAAUGUAUGUUUUGCGGCGACUCCUUUGAUUCCCUGCAAGACCUCAGCGUCCACAUGAUAAAGACAAAACAUUACCAAAAAGUGCCUUUGAAGGAACCGGUACCAACCAUUUCCUCUAAAAUGGUCACACCAGCCAAGAAGCGUGUUUUCGACAUCAACAGGCCUUGCUCCCCGGACUCCACCACGGGGACACAGGCAGAAUCGUUUUCUUCCCAGAAAAACCCCAACCUGCAGCUGCCCUCCAACAGCCGCUACGGCUACCAAAACGGAGCCAGCUACACCUGGCAGUUCGAGGCCUGCAAGUCGCAGAUCUUAAAGUGUAUGGAGUGUGGCAGUUCCCAUGACACCUUGCAGCAGCUCACCACCCACAUGAUGGUCACGGGUCACUUUCUCAAAGUCACCAGCUCUGCCUCCAAGAAAGGCAAGCAGCUGGUGUUGGACCCACUGGCAGUGGAGAAAAUGCAGUCGCUGUCCGAGACCCCCAACGGCGAGUCUCUGGGCGCUAAGCCGUCAAGUAACUCUGCCUCUGACUGCGCAGCCUCUAGCACCGAGUUAAAGAAAGAGAGCAAGAAGGAGAAGGCGGAGGAGACCAACGAAGACGAGCAAGGGGCAAAAGGCGAGGAAUACGAAGACCCUCUACGGAAACCUCUCGACCCCACCUUAAAAUACCAGUAUCUGAGAGAGGAGGAUUUGGAAGAUGGCUCAAAGGGUGGAGGGGACAUCUUAAAGUCACUGGAAAAUACUGUAACCACGGCCAUCAACAAGGCCCAAAACGGUGCUCCCAGCUGGAGCGCAUACCCGAGUAUCCACGCAGCCUACCAGCUGUCAGAGGGUGCCAAGCCACCCAUGGCAAUGGGCUCUCAGAUACUGCAAAUCAGACCCAACCUCGCCAACAAGCUAAGGCCCAUCGCACCCAAGUGGAAAGUCAUGCCGCUUGGCCCUGUGCCCACAAACCUGGCCCUGUACACUCAAGUUAAGAAGGAGACAGAAGACAAAGACGAAGUCGGAAAGGAGUGCGGGAAGGAAAGUCCCCAUGAAGAGGCAACAUCUCUCAGCCAGUCUGAGGGGGAGUCUUUCUCCAAAAUUGAAACACCCUCAGAAUCCAGAAAGGCUGAGCCCUGUCCCCCGAAGGAGGGAGAGAAGCUGCCGAAAGAGAAACCAGAGCCGUUAGAACCUGUAUCUUCUCUGAGCAACGGGUGCGCACCGGCUAACCACACCCCGGCCCUGCCUUGCAUCAACCCGCUCAGCGCGCUGCAGUCGGUCCUCAACAACCACCUAGGUAAAGCUACUGAGCCUUUGCGCUCUCCUUCCGGCUCCAGCCCCAACUCAAGCACAAUCUCUAUGUUCCACAAGUCUAGUCUCAGCGCAGUGGACAAACCGGUCCUAAGCCCCUCCUCCACCAGGCCGGCCAGCGGAUCCCGACACUACCUGUUUGAGAACAGUGACCAGCCCAUUGACCUGACCAAAUCCAAAAGCAAGAGGGCCGAGUCCUCGCAAGCACAAUCCUGCACGUCCCCACCUCAGAAGCAUGCUCUCUGUGACAUUGCCGAUAUGGUCAAGGUCCUCCCCAAAGCCACCACCCCCAAGCCAGCUGCUCCCUCGAGGGUCCCGCCCAUGAAGCUGGAAAUGGAUGUCAGGCGAUUCGAGGAUGUUUCUGGCGAAGUCUCGACUUUGCACAAGAGGAAGGGCAGGCAGUCCAACUGGAACCCCCAGCACCUGCUCAUCCUGCAGGCGCAGUUCGCCUCGAGCCUCUUCCAGACAUCGGAGGGCAAAUAUCUGCUCUCUGACCUGGGCCCACAAGAGCGGAUGCAAAUCUCAAAGUUCACGGGACUCUCGAUGACCACAAUCAGCCACUGGCUGGCCAAUGUCAAGUACCAGCUUAGGAAAACAGGGGGGACAAAAUUCCUGAAAAACAUGGACAAAGGGCACCCCAUCUUUUACUGCAGUGACUGUGCCUCCCAGUUCAGAACCCCCUCUACUUACAUCAGCCACUUAGAGUCUCACCUGGGCUUCCAAAUGAAGGACAUGACGCGGAUGGCGGCUGACCAGCCAAGCAAGGCGGAGCAGGAGGUCUCCCGGGUGUCGUCGGCUCAUCAGAGAUCUCCGGAAACAAUAGCCGGUGAAGAGGACACAGACUCUAAAUUCAAGUGUAAGUUGUGCAGUCGGACAUUUGUGAGCAAACACGCAGUAAAACUCCACCUAAGCAAAACGCACAGCAAGUCACCCGAGCACCAUUCUCAGUUUGUAACAGACGUGGAUGAAGAAUAGUUCCGCAGGUACGGGUUUGCUCCUAGGUGAUGGUGACCAUGGCCUUGUGAGGAGCAUGCUCAGAGGAGAUGGGUCUGCUCAGAGGCAGAGGGUGUCCCCCGAGGCCACGCAGGACCGUAGUUUGCUGGCAUAGACUUAAUUUUUUACAAAAGACAGAACAUGAGUGGGUCCCAGGCAUUCCCCCCAUGUCCUUCAGGUCAGUGGGGAAGUAGAUAGAAUGCGUCUGAGAGAGGUGAGGCUCGUGUUUGCUUACAGAGCUGUGGGACACACGAUUCCCUUAGCAUCCUAAGGCCCGACCUCCGAGAGGACUAGAUUCCAUUCUGCCGUCUGCCUUCUCACGGCAAUGCUAAUAGAGAGAGGAGAGGUGAGCACUCAAGUGAAGAUGGAGGACUUAUUAGGGCCCAUCACAUACAGAGAUAGCUUACUCAGUUCACGAAUGGCUUAAUGUUAUCUCUAUGGUCCUUGCAGGGAAUACAUUCUAUAGCUAACUUCUAGCAAUGGUACCUUUCCUCUCCUUGCCUGUUUCUUUCCCACAUUCAUUUUCCUACAGAAGAGCAGGUGCCCCUUAAGGGGAAGCGUUGGGAUGCACUGUUCUCUAUGGAACAGGGAGAUGAGGAUGGAGGAGGCUUUUGUUCCCCUCUCGCCUUUUGGUUUUCUUUAGGAUAAACUCGGGGUCGAGUCCACCAUUAACAGACAGAUGCAAAGCAUCCCUGAGUCUUUAUUUUGUGUAUAGAGAUGGAUAGCUUGUAACCCGCUUAUGGUUAAGGACAUCGGAUCCAUCCCACAGCUUCAAGGUCAUUUUUUUUAUUGAGCUAGAGGGGCAGUUAGGUAGCAAAACACUUGCCCAGCGUGCCUAAGGUCCUGGGUUCAAGUCCCAGUGCCGAAACAAAAAGAAUUUGUACCGUAUAUCAUAGAAGUUCAGGUCUUGUAUAGUUACCAGUAACCAAGUUACUUAUGUCACCUCCAGGAGAAAGGACAGAGACCAAAGGCAGAUGCCUUAGCAGAUCAGUCCCAUAGGCUGUUUCCAAAUGUUGAGCAUAAGCAAGGUUGGAUGUCAACAACCCGCCCUCAUGGGACUCCUAAGCUUUCUUUUCUCUACCCUCCAGCAUGACACUCCCACACUCUAAGGACCCCAAUACAUAUUUAGAUUGACCUCUGCCUGGGGUUACACCCCAACACGAGGACCCAACAUAAACGAAAGCUUCUGCUUUUUCCAGCCCAGCUUAUAUCCCACAGCAUUGCUCUUAAUUCAUUCAUGGCAAAGUCUAGAAAGCUGGUAAUGGCCUACUGUAUCAGCAUCCCCCACCCCCUAGUCUCAAAGCAUUUACUUUACUGGGGGGGGGGGGGUUGGCGUUCAGGUCAAGCUUUGCAAGUGUGAGCGGUAAGGGAGUUCCCAGUAGAGCAGGGUCCUUAUCCGGAAAGGCUCUGAAUGCACCGUCCAGGGGCAAAGAAGUUCUGAGUAUGAGGGCGGUUAAGACAAAAGACAAGGAAACACAUGCUUGACUUGAGACUCACCCUCCGGGUGGGCAUCCAUGCUUCUGAUUUGGGUGGGCUCCAGCAAAGGCCACCCCUGUUUUUUGCAUGCUUUUACCAUGAAAAUUAAAUGUUCCGGGCAGAUUCAUCUCCGGGUUUCCAAGCAUGAUUGUACGUCUUCCCUUACUGAAUGGAACGCUGUUCUGCAUCUGUCGAACCCACGCGUGAGCUCGGGGUUCUGCCUCACGCUAUUUAUUUGCCAUAUCACAUUUUAACUUUUUAUGUAAUUAGCCACUAUGCUCUUCUGGACCUUAAAAAGAAAAAAAGGUGGACAUACGUAAAGUAUCUAGAGACAAGAAGUGUGUUUCAGAUCUAACAACUGUGGGUCCGAACCACAGUGAAGAGAACGAACAGGUGAUGUUUAUUUUGUGCUAUAAUAAAGACCAAUUUUCCACCUGUUA
This is a messenger RNA of Microtus ochrogaster (prairie vole), 5786 nucleotides long. RefSeq names its product teashirt zinc finger homeobox 2 (gene Tshz2). The record is from RefSeq and is a predicted model, not a curated record. Gene Ontology annotation, molecular function: DNA binding; DNA-binding transcription factor activity, RNA polymerase II-specific. Gene Ontology annotation, biological process: regulation of transcription by RNA polymerase II. Gene Ontology annotation, cellular component: nucleus. NCBI's taxonomy places the organism in Eukaryota, Metazoa, Chordata, Mammalia, Rodentia, Cricetidae.